This is a messenger RNA of Orycteropus afer afer, 1626 nucleotides long. It is a transcript of the gene FTCD, whose product is annotated as formimidoyltransferase cyclodeaminase. The record is from RefSeq and is a predicted model, not a curated record. Gene Ontology annotation, molecular function: transferase activity; folic acid binding. The transcript is spliced from 14 exons. Lineage: Eukaryota; Metazoa; Chordata; Mammalia; Tubulidentata; Orycteropodidae. The coding region runs from base 1 to 1626 and encodes 541 amino acids.
AUGACCCAGCUAGUGGAAUGUGUCCCCAACUUCUCAGAGGGGAACAACCAGGAGGUGAUUGAGGCCAUUUCCAGAGCCAUUGCACAGACCACUGGCUGUGUACUACUGGAUGUGGAUGCGGGACCCUCCACCAACCGUACAGUCUACACCUUCGUGGGGCGGCCUGAGGAUGUGGUUGAGGGGGCCCUCAAUGCCGCCCAGGCCGCUGCCCGGCUCAUUGACAUGAGCAGGCACAAAGGGGAGCACCCUCGGAUGGGUGCCCUGGAUGUCUGCCCCUUCGUCCCUGUCAGGGAUGUCAGCAUGGAAGAAUGUGUGUUAUGUGCACAGGCCUUUGGCCAGCGGCUGGCAGAGGAACUGGGUGUGCCAGUGUACCUAUAUGGGGAGGCAGCACGGAUGGCCAGCCGCCGGACCUUGCCAGCCAUUCGGGCUGGGGAAUAUGAAGCCCUCCCUGAGAAGCUCAAACAGGCUGAAUGGGCACCUGACUUUGGCCCUAGCACCUUUGUUCCCAGCUGGGGGGCCACUGUCACUGGUGCCCGGAAGUUCCUCAUUGCCUUCAAUGUCAACCUGCUCAGCACCAAGGAGCAAGCGCAUCGCAUUGCCCUCAACCUGCGGGAGCAAGGCCGUGGGAAGGACCAGCCAGGACUUCUGAAAAAGGUUCAGGGCAUCGGCUGGUACUUAGAUGAGAAAAACCUGGCUCAAGUGUCGACAAACCUCCUGGAUUUUGAGGUCACAGCAUUGCACACAGUCUAUGAGGAGACCUGCAGAGAAGCACAAGAGCUGAACCUUCCAGUCGUGGGCUCUCAGCUAGUGGGUCUGGUGCCUCUGAAAGCCAUUCUGGAUGCUGCGGCCUUUUACUGUGAGAAGGAGAACCUCUUCAUCCUGGAGGAAGAGCACAGAAUCAGGCUGGUAGUGAACCGGCUGGGCCUGGACUCUCUGUCUCCCUUCAAUCCUAAGGAGCGGAUUAUCGAAUACCUGGUCCCAGAUGGUGAGCCAGAACAGUGCCUGGUGAACAAACCUCUAGGCGCCUUCAUCCGGAAGGUGGGCGCCCGCUCGGCAGCCCCUGGAGGAGGCUCGGUGUCAGCAGCUACUGCGGCCAUGGGCGCAGCACUGGCUUCCAUGGUGGGCCUGAUGACCUAUGGGCGGCGCCAGUUUGAGCACCUGGACGCAGAGAUGCGGCGCCUGAUCCCGCCCUUCCACGCAGCCUCGGCUCAGCUGACUGCGCUGGUGGACACCGAUGCCCAAGCCUUCAAUGGUUACCUGGAGGCACUGAAGCUGCCCAAGAGCACACCUGAGGAAAGAGACAGGCGUGUGGCUGCCAUGCAGGAUGGGCUGAAGCAGGCAGUGGCUGUGCCCUUGUCCCUGGCAGAGAUAGUGGCCUCAUUGUGGCCAGUGCUGCAGGAGUUAGCCCUGUGUGGGAACCUGGCCUGCCAGUCGGACCUGCAGGUGGCAACCAAAGCGUUGGAAACAGGUGUGUUUGGUGCCUACUUCAAUGUGCUCACUAACCUGAAGGACAUCACAGAUGAUGACUUCAAGGACCAGAUUCGCCAGCGAGUCUCCAGCCUCCUGCAGGAUGCACAGACCCAGGCUGCACUGGUGCUGGACCGUCUGGAGGCCCGGCGGGAGUGA